This is a messenger RNA of Chironomus riparius, 1452 nucleotides long. NCBI's taxonomy places the organism in Eukaryota, Metazoa, Arthropoda, Insecta, Diptera, Chironomidae. The record is from the annotation of a GenBank genome assembly.
AUGGAAUCUGAAAGUUUUGAUCUUGUUGAAUCAAAUUCUUUCGACAUGACAAAUGAACGUCAACCACUUCUUUUGGGAAAUGACACGGAACAAACCGUCCCAGCAAGGCCUGAUGUUCGUAAUUCCCCGGAAAAUGUCAUUGUCGAUGGAUCGGACGACUUCAAAAGUCCAGACGAUGACUAUGAGCCGUAUAAAAAUCGUAAUUUGGAGCAUCCAACAAGUAAUUUAGAAACUUUAAUUUUACUGAUUAAAGGGAACGUGGGGACAGGUAUAUUGGCCAUGCCCGAUGCAUUUAGAAAUUCUGGCUUAUAUAUUGGAUUGGUCUCAACAUUGUUCUUAGGAUUUGUGUGCACACAUUGCAUGCACAUUUUAGUGAAAUGUUCCCAUGAGCUGUGUCGUCGAUUACAAGUACCGUCACUAAAUUUUUCUGGCGUUUGUCAUGCGAGCUUUGAAACUGGCCCUGAGAGUCUACGAAAAUAUUCUACACAUGCAAGAAAUUUAAUCAACAUUUUUUUGAUUAUAACUCAAAUUGGAUUUUGUUGCGUAUACUUUGUCUUUGUUGCCGUUAAUCUUCAAGAAAUAGUGGCAUAUUAUUGGAUGAAAAUCGACACUCAUGUCUUUCUCAUUCUACUUUUGAUACCAUUAAUUAUGGUGAAUCUAAUAAAGACUUUAAAGUAUUUAACUCCACUUUCAUUUAUUGCAACAAUUUUGACAAUUACCGGCCUAGUCAUCUGUUUUUACUACAUGCUACAAGACAUUCCAGAGCUUGGAAGUGUUAGACCAUAUGCAACUUGGGCUCAACUUCCACUAUUUUUUGGAACUGCUAUUUAUGCUUUUGAAGGAAUCGGUGUUGUCCUUCCGCUUGAAAACAAUUUAAAAUCUCCAGAAGACUUUGCAAGCUGUGCAGGAGUGCUCAACAGUGGCAUGACAAUAGUUGCAAUUUUAUAUACAUCUGUUGGAUUUUUCGGCUACUUAAAGUAUGGUGACAAUGCAAAAGGAUCAAUAACUUUAAACCUUGGAGACAGUUUGUUGGCGCAACUAGUACGUUUAAUGAUGGCAAUCGCAAUUUUUCUCAGCUAUACAAUACAAUUUUAUGUUCCUGUUAACAUAAUUGGGUCAUGGUUACGGUCUCAAUUGCAUGGAGAUCAUGUCAGACGAUUUGCUGAUUAUGGAUUGAGAAUUGCAUUAGUAUUACUUACAUUCAUACUUGCUGCGAUGAUUCCUAAUCUUGGCGCAGUCAUAUCUUUAGUUGGAGCAGUUUCUUCAUCUGCUUUGGCUUUGAUUUUCCCGCCAAUAAUUGAGAUGAUCACUUUUUGGCCAAACAAACUAGGAAAGUAUAAUUGGAUUUUAUGGAAAGACAUUGUGAUAGUAAUUUUUGGAAUAAUGGGUUUCGUUUUUGGAACCUUUACUAGCGUACUCCAAAUAUUGCAUCCGAAUCAAGAUGAUAAGUAA